AUGGGGCACCCGUUACACUCCAGUUUCACAUUCAGAAAUAGCCCUGAACUUGAGCCUAAAGGAAUCCAUGGUAUCGGAUCCGGGUGCAUAUGGGUUACUUCUUCAGCAUGUCAUCCAUCUGCCCACUUGCUUGGUUUUCUGGAUACUGGAACGAGAAGAUACUUUGUAGCUGGUGGCUUCUAUGUUGAGCGAGGUACGAAUAUGUCUUCACCGGAGUCCAUAUGUCCAUGCGGUCGCGCUUCCGCCGCGGUUGGAAUUGUGAAAUGUCAGAGCCACCGUGUAUAUCCCGGCAUGGCCCGUUUGAAUAUACGAGCCGUAUUGGGCCUUACAUACAAUUUUUAUCUCCUUUACUAUCCUCCAAGAAGUACCAUCAACUACACAACAAAUAUUAUUCAAGAAUACAAUCAAACCACCAUCUUCAUUCAGCCUUAUAAAAAUGAAAGCAGAAGCUGCAACUUGUUUGAGGGUCAGUGGAUUUUAGACGAGAGAGGUUCUUUGUAUACGAAUUUCAGCUGUACCACAAUUCCUUACAAAAGAAACUGUUUUCUUAAUGGAAGGGAGGAUAGAGAUUUUUUGCACUGGAGAUGGAAACCAGACCAAUGUGAACUUCCUCGUUUCAGCCCGAAAACUUUUCUUAGUACGGUUCGAGGGAAGACAAUGGCUUUCGUUGGUGAUUCAAUAGCCCGGAAUCAGAUGGAAUCCCUUUUGUGUCUCCUGUCUACGGUAGAAACUCCAAAAGAAGUAUACAAGGAUACUGAAAAUCAAUUCACGACAUGGGAAUUUUCGAAGCAUAACUUCACCCUGAUGGCCCUCUGGUCUCAGUUCCUAGUCACUGCAACUGAGAGAGUAGUAAACGGUUCAACCACUGGAGGCUUUGAUUUGCAACUCGACAAGGUUGAUCAAAAUUGGUCCGAGAAACUACAUCUCAUGGACUACGUAAUUUUCUCGGACGCCCACUGGUUCUUCAGGCAGAACUAUUUAUACGAGAGCGACAAUCUUAUAGGCUGCGUAUAUUGUCAAGCAACAAACGUGACAGAUCUUGGGCCAGAAGUUAUGGUGAUUAGACCAGAUGGGCACCCUGGAAUAUACUGGGGGAACCAAUGGAUGAAGGGUUACAGUGACUGCAUCCAUUGGUGCCUGCCUGGCCCCAUUGACACAUGGAAUGAACUUUUGUUGGAGAUGAUCCAGAGAUAA
Molecule: messenger RNA, 1194 nt
Organism: Fraxinus pennsylvanica
Lineage: Eukaryota; Viridiplantae; Streptophyta; Magnoliopsida; Lamiales; Oleaceae
Source: the annotation of a GenBank genome assembly